Messenger RNA from Medicago truncatula (barrel medic), 1108 nucleotides. Its product is annotated as mediator of RNA polymerase II transcription subunit 18. Gene Ontology annotation, molecular function: transcription coregulator activity. Lineage: Eukaryota; Viridiplantae; Streptophyta; Magnoliopsida; Fabales; Fabaceae. Gene Ontology annotation, cellular component: core mediator complex; mediator complex. The transcript is spliced from 4 exons. The record is from RefSeq and is a predicted model, not a curated record. The coding region runs from base 16 to 693 and encodes 225 amino acids. Gene Ontology annotation, biological process: regulation of transcription by RNA polymerase II; termination of RNA polymerase II transcription.
GUCGAGGAAACACUCAUGAAUGAAGGACUCUAUUCAAGACAACUUGGACGGUUGAUAUUUUGUUUUCUUUUGCAGCACGUCGAGGCUCUUGAGAUUCUCCUUCAAGGGCUAUGUGGUGUUCAGAGAGAACGAUUAAGAAUCCAUGAAUUAUGCCUCAAAAAUGGUCCACAUUUGGGCCCAGUAUCCUCAGAGGUUCGACUUUUAUGUGAUCUAGAGCAAACUGAACCCUCAUGGGCUGUUAGACAUGUAGGUGGUGCAAUGAGGGGUGCUGGUGCUGACCAAAUUUCAGUUCUGGUUAGGACAAUGGUGGAAAGCAAAGUGAGCAAGAAUGUGCUUCGUAUGUUCUAUACACUAGGGUACAAGUUAGACCAUGAGCUGUUGAGGGUGGGGUUUUCCUUCAAGUUCAAAAGGGGGGCACAAAUCACUGUGAGGGUUUCAUCAGUCAAUAAAAUGCUGAAGCUGCACGCGACUGACGAGGCCGUGCCAGUAACACCUGGCAUACAGAUGGUUGAAGUAACAGCGCCUGCUUCUGAUGAAAACUAUGCUGAAGUUGCUGCUGCCGUGCAAUCCUUUUGUGAAUACCUUGCUCCGCUUCUCCAUCUGUCCAAACCAGGCGUUUCAACUGGUGUGGUUCCUACUGCUGCAGCUGCUGCUGCAUCUCUAAUGUCUGAUGGCGGCGGUACACCUCUGUAGUGGUCCAGUAAUGUUAAUGUAUGCAAUGUUUUACAACUUAGAGAGUUUACCUCAACUUGUUUUUACCAAGGUAAACUCGUACGAUGAAAUAAAACUAUUAGUAUAAAAGUUAAAUCAUUAUAUUUCAGUACAUAAUUUCUUUGCCCAAUGUUAUCCAACUAAUUUGUCUAAUGCAUCAUAGGCAAAACAAGAUAUAAUUUGGACGACCAGUCAUUGCAUAGCAAUUCUUGAUCUCUUAGCUGUUUCACGCUAACUUCUAAUAUUAGAAUGACUGACUUUGGCCGUGUAUAUUUUGUUGUUAAUGCAUCAUGAUUGGGAAAUGUUGUUCUAGUUGUAACUUUGUUAUUUUGUAGUAUCACAACAACUUUGUUACAUUGAAUGUUAUAUAGAAUGUAUUUGUUUUGUUACAAUGCAA